AUGAGCGACAAUCGAUGCCAGCCGAACAGCUGUUUUCGCUACGACAUACAUCCUAGAAAUACGAGUGAAAGGGUAGAGAAACACAACAACAAUACAAUGAUGUGCGAAACAGAAAUGCCAAGGACGGCGUGUGACAGCGGAUGGAGUUUCGACGUCGCUAACCACCGAACCAGCACCGUUACCGAGUGGGACCUAGUUUGUGAUAGAGGCUGGUUGCGAGAGUUUGCUCAGGCUACAGUGCAGAUGGGUAUACUGGCAGGAACAGUGGUGGUAUCCCCGCUAUCUGACAGACAUGGCAGAAGAUUAUACAUAUUCAUCGCUCUGUCAUGCAAUAUACUCUUUAGUGUGUGCUCGGCAUUCGCACCUUACUUUCCGAUAUUUCUCAUCUGCCAGUUCCUCUACGGUGGUACAUUUGUUGGUUCGUACGUUAUCGCUUUCAGUUACGUCCUAGAAUGGAUCGGGCCAUCACGUAGAGCAUUUGCGUGCAACAGUGUGGUCGUUUUUUAUUCCUUUGGAUACGCUUCGCUUGCUGGCCUGGCUUAUCUAAUACGUGAUUGGAGGCAGUUAUGUCUGGUGUUAAGUCUUCCGCAGAUAUUCAUGCUAGCAUACAUCUGGUGCAUACCAGAAUCUCCGCGAUGGCUUAUGUCUCGGGGCGAUAUCAAGGAGGCUGAAGUGAUUAUUCUAAAAGCUGCGAGAGUCAACAAGGCUGACAUAAGUCUACUGCUACCAAAACUGCGUCAUUACUACCAGGAAGAACGUAACAAAAGAAUUGACUCAAAGUCUACGAAUAACUGUAAGAAGCAGUUGAACUUUUUUGAUCUUCUUCGAACACCAGUUCUCAGAAAGCGGUGUCUAAAUAUAUUUUGUCACUGGAUUGCUGUCGCCUUUGUUUACUAUGGACUUUCUCUCAACAUCGCCACUUUGCCAGGAGACGAAUACUUGCUUUUCUUUAUGGCCGGAAUUGUCGAAGUGCCUGCAUCGCUUCUUGCUAUUUUCUUGAUCGACCGAUUUGGGCGCCCUAUUCCGCUUUGUUCUUUCUUCAUUGUUGCCGGAGCUGGGUGUAUUGGCUGUCAGUUCUUUCCAGAAGAUCUGAAUCAUCUAUCAAUUGCUGUUGCUAUGAUUGGUAAAUUAGGUGCUGCGGCUGCCUUCUGGACUACAUAUAUUUACACCUCUGAGUUGAUCCCCACUGUACUCAGAGCUUCUGGUCUCGGUGCUGCAACCUGCUUCGGAAGACUGGGUUCCAUUUUUGCACCGUUUGUUCAACUUCUAUCGUCAACUUGGAAGCCUCUUUCUUUUGUCGUAUAUGGAUGUGUAUCUAUUUUGGCUGGCAUGAUGCUUCUUUUGCUUCCAGAGACAAUGGGAAAACCACUCCCAAACACUAUUGCCGAUGUAGAAAAUUCAUCUAGCAAAUUUAAUGUUGUGACGAAUGCAACCACCGAAGACGGCAAAGAUGACGAUGAAAAGUUGAGUGUUUGGGCAUCUUUGAUUAACCUCAGCUAUGCAGCAAAGAUGUCAAACGAAGAGUACAGCAUACUAUAAUAACACUCAUUGCGGUCAGCGUGAAAUUACUAUAUCUACCUAAUUUAACAUUUAACGGAAAUAUUAUUUGCCACUCACUUCAAGGUUUGUACAAAUGCGACAAACGUAAUCCACAGUAAGGUGGACGUGACUAUGAAUAUAAAUAUUAAACAAUGUUGAAAUGUUAUUCUAAAAGAUAUUUGUCAAGCUUAAAGCUUGUUACUUACAGCUAAGUUACUUUCUAUUAUAUUUCGAGGAUGCCGUAUGAAAAAGGAAAGGCAAGUACUGUAAUGACCCUCUUCUCCCACUCAUUCCACUCAGACCAGAAUUAAAGCGGGGAUGUCGUCACCUGCGCAGCGCCAAAUGGCCAUAUCGUGUCAUUGUUUACAAACAAGCGUCUACCCUUGAGCCUUUGCGUUUUUAGCGUGUGUUAUCGUCGCUUGGGACUCGAUUCCGCGCGUGC
Messenger RNA from Saccoglossus kowalevskii, 1981 nucleotides. RefSeq names its product organic cation transporter protein-like. Gene Ontology annotation, molecular function: transmembrane transporter activity. Gene Ontology annotation, cellular component: membrane. Gene Ontology annotation, biological process: transmembrane transport. The record is from RefSeq and is a predicted model, not a curated record. NCBI's taxonomy places the organism in Eukaryota, Metazoa, Hemichordata, Enteropneusta, Harrimaniidae.